AUGGCCGACCAGCUCACCGAUGAUCAGAUCGCCGAGUUCAAAGAGGCUUUCAGCUUAUUCGAUAAGGACGGCGAUGGUUGUAUUACCACCAAGGAACUCGGGACUGUAAUGCGGUCUCUUGGGCAAAAUCCAACUGAGGCAGAGCUACAAGACAUGAUAAAUGAAGUUGAUGCUGAUGGCAAUGGUACCAUUGACUUCCCAGAAUUCCUCAACCUCAUGGCCCGCAAGAUGAAAGAUACUGAUUCAGAGGAGGAACUCAAGGAAGCCUUCCGCGUGUUUGAUAAGGAUCAAAAUGGUUUUAUUUCUGCAGCUGAGCUCCGCCAUGUUAUGACAAAUCUUGGUGAGAAGCUCACAGACGAGGAAGUUGAUGAGAUGAUUCGUGAGGCCGAUGUUGAUGGUGAUGGGCAGAUCAACUACGAGGAGUUUGUUAAAGUUAUGAUGGCCAAGUGA
Messenger RNA from Lathyrus sativus (Indian pea), 450 nucleotides. Lineage: Eukaryota; Viridiplantae; Streptophyta; Magnoliopsida; Fabales; Fabaceae. The record is from the annotation of a GenBank genome assembly.